Molecule: messenger RNA, 1110 nt
Organism: Westerdykella ornata
Lineage: Eukaryota; Fungi; Ascomycota; Dothideomycetes; Pleosporales; Sporormiaceae
Product: acyl-CoA dehydrogenase family member 11
Exons: 4
Coding region: 1-1110 (369 amino acids)
Source: RefSeq, a predicted model, not a curated record
AUGGCCGGAGCAGUACGACAGCCCAUUGACCUAGCCUCUCUCGAGCGCUACAUUGCCUCCAACGUCCCCGAGAUUGCCGUCCCGGUCGACAUCAAGCAGUUUGGCUAUGGCCAGUCCAACCCGACGUACCAAUUAACAGACAAAAAUGGCAAGAAGUUUGUCAUGAGGAAGAAGCCUCCCGGGCAGUUGUUGUCCAAGACGGCCCACAAGGUCGACCGCGAGUAUAGGAUCAUUCAUGCGCUCGAGAAGACGGACGUCCCCGUUCCCAGGGCGAUUUGCUUGUGCCAGGAUGAGAAGGUGAUUGGCACCGAUUUCUACAUUAUGGAGUUCUUGGAUGGAAGGAUAUUCGAGGACCCUGCUAUGCCGGAGGUUACGCCCGAGGAGAGGACAAAGAUGUGGCACUCGGCCAUUACCACGCUUGCCAAAUUCCACCGCGUGGUCCCCAAGGACGUGGGCAUGGAGAACUACGGCAAGCCUUCCGGAUUUUACAAUCGCCAAAUAGCCACCUUCAACACCAUCUCGAAGUCGCAAGCCGCAGCAGUUGACAAGGACACGGGCAUCCCUGUUGGCAAGAUCCCCCACCAGGACGACAUGGUAGCUUUCUUCAGUGAUCCGAAGCUGCAGCCCAAGGACAGGAGCAGCUUUGUGCACGGAGACUACAAGAUCGAUAACGUUAUCUUCCACAAGACGGAGCCGCGGGUGAUUGGUAUCCUUGACUGGGAAAUGUCCACCAUUGGCCAUCCCCUUUCCGACAUCGUCAACCUCCUUGCUCCCUACGUCACAGCGUCUUCCCAAAAGGCCUUGGCUAUAGGUCGUGCCAACGUAGCCUUCCAGCCAGGCGCGACGCCCGGCCUCCCUACUAAGGACCAGCUAAUAUCGUGGUACUCGGAAGUAGCUGGGUGGGACCCGCGGCCGGACAUCACCUGGGGCGACGCCUUUGGAACCUACCGCUCCGCCAUCAUCAUGCAGGGUAUCGCAGCUCGUUAUGCUCUGCGACAGGCCAGCAGCGCGAAAGCGCAUGAGUUUGGCGCGCAGAUGGCGCCGUUCGCUGAGGUGGCGUGGGAUCUGGUGCAAGAGUUCAAGAGGAGUCACGAGAAGGCGAGAUUAUAG